AUGUUCUCAGAAUAUGCUUCCAGGUUUCUCGCGCAGUCGCAGUCACGGCUGUCCAACUUUGGCCAACCAGACAGUAGUGACCGCACUUCCCGCCAGCCAGAAUGGCAAUCUAGGGGCACGCGAUUAGGAGGCAGAUCGUACCUAGGCAGGGGCGCCGGCAACCCGUACCAACCCAGCGGCUCCCGUUUCUUUGGCUCACGAUAUGCCUCCCAAGACGCCCCCCUCUUCCAGGCCGCCCUCGAGCAUGAGGAGGACGAUGAGGAGGAGCGAGACCGCGAGGCAGCAGACCUGUUCGCCUUGCAGCGGUCCCGGCGCGUCUUUGCUGCCGGUCGCCUAGAAGAGAGCACCGACACCGAGAACGACGACAGCCGCAUCUCGCUAGAACACAGCCAGGAAUACGAUGAGGGCGCAAUGGGAGAUCGCCUUCGGGGCAUCAAGAGCAGCUGGAACGGCACCAGGAGUUUCUCGCGUCGCGGCCAAGAGGGGAGAGAUGCCCUAGGCCAGGGGCGGCAGGGUUCGAGCGAGAGCGAUGAGGCUAAGGGACGCAUGGUGGACGUUGGCCUUGAGUCCAUCAUGGACAGCGAGCCGCCUAUUGAUUUGACCAUGGAGACGCCGAUGGACGACAGCACGCCGCCAGCCUUUCAGAAAUUUAGAUCCCCUGCCGCUCCGACACGACAUCCGAUAAGGAGGGACUCGACCAACGAUUCGGAGCUGGGGAUGCACCCGCCCCCCAGCUCUGCCGACACAAAUGUGAACGCGAUCUUGGCGCAGCCUCCAACUUCUGAUGGAGAGAUGUUUAAGCACGAUGCCUUUUUCGCCUGGAUAUACCUGAUUGCCGUGGCCUCUCUGUUCGCCACCUUCGUUCUGGUCUACCUGCACACCAACUCUAAGAAGCCACUUGGAGACACCAUCUAUACAACUCUAAGGGCGUCCUUUCACCUGUUGGCAGUUGACACCCUCGUAUCGAUUAUUGUCUCGGUGGUCUGGCUGGCGGCGCUCCGGUCGUUCGUCAGGCCUCUAGUGGCCUUAGUUCUCAUUGCCGUGCCAAUCGUGCUGACAUCGUUCUCGCUGUACCCUUUCAUAUCCAGCUAUAAGUCGGGCGGUGGCAGCUCGCGCAUGCAGGAUGUUCUCAUGAGAUGGGCAGCUGCAAUCCCUGCCAUUUCGGCAGUGCUUUGGCUUUAUCUGGUGUUCAAGGGGCGCCAUGCGCUCAAGUCGGCAAUCGAAAUUCUCGAGUUUUCGAGUCGCAUUCUGACAGCAAAUUCCGCCCUAGUCCUGAUCGGCAUGGCAUGCCUGGGUGUUAUUGUUCUCUGGACUUGGGCAUGGCUCCUCAUGUUCACCAGGGUCUUUAUGGGGGGCUACUUCUCGAGCAAGCUAUCGAGAUUUAUCAUCAGCGCAUCGAGCUGGUGGCUCGGUGUGUACUUUGUGCUCAUGUAUAUCUGGACGCUCUCGAUCAUUGCGGGAGUUCAGCGAGCCACGACUGCUGCCACGGUGUCUCAGUGGUAUUUCCAUCGCAAUGCCGUCCCGUCUCCGUCAUCCAGAGAUAUUGUCUCUGCUGCUCUGGGACACUCGGUCACGGCCAUUUUCGGCACGAUCAGCUUGUCAACGUUGCUAGCUCUUUGUAUCCGGCUUCCGUUGCUAGUAUUGCCUCAACGUGCCGCGAACAUUAUCAGCAUGUUCGCGUACUCGUUCAUCCCGACUCCCAUUGCAGCCUUGACUAACCCCUUGACGCUCACGUACGCCGCUAUACACUCACAGCCCCUGGCUGUAGCAGCGAGAGGACUUAGCCAAAUGGACUUUCUUUCACCGCAGCGGCCCACAACCACACUCACGCCAGCGGCCCUGUCUUCGGGCCAUAAUCGAUACUCGCCCUUACUUCCGUACCGGCUCGCCAAACUCAUACUGCACGCGACUCGUUUCAUCAUGGCCACCGCGCUGGGCUUUGCCGGCUGGGUCAUGACAGCACAGCAGUUGAAACUCGAGCGGCCAGAUGGUGGGUUGGGUCUCAGGGGAAGUGCUUACGCAUACGUGGUGGGCUUGGUUGCGAGCUUCAUCGGCUGGGGCAUUCUGGGAGCAAUGGAGGGGAUAAUGAGCGGCAUCGUGGAUGGGGUUGUCAUCUGCUACGGCAGCGAGAAGCGCAUGGUGACGGGUGGCGGCGGGUAUUGCAUGGAAGCCGCCUCCCUCUUUGGUGACAGGAGUGCUGCUGAUAGAGACAGAGACGAGCCUUACUGA
This is a messenger RNA of Lasiosphaeria miniovina, 2229 nucleotides long. RefSeq lists its product as uncharacterized. The transcript is spliced from 2 exons. The coding region runs from base 1 to 2229 and encodes 742 amino acids. Gene Ontology annotation, biological process: transmembrane transport. Lineage: Eukaryota; Fungi; Ascomycota; Sordariomycetes; Sordariales; Lasiosphaeriaceae. The record is from RefSeq and is a predicted model, not a curated record. Gene Ontology annotation, molecular function: transmembrane transporter activity. Gene Ontology annotation, cellular component: plasma membrane.